This is a messenger RNA of Musa acuminata subsp. malaccensis (wild Malaysian banana), 1383 nucleotides long. RefSeq names its product zinc finger protein CONSTANS-LIKE 3-like. Gene Ontology annotation, biological process: regulation of flower development. Gene Ontology annotation, molecular function: zinc ion binding; DNA-binding transcription factor activity; protein binding. Lineage: Eukaryota; Viridiplantae; Streptophyta; Magnoliopsida; Zingiberales; Musaceae. Gene Ontology annotation, cellular component: nucleus. The record is from RefSeq and is a predicted model, not a curated record.
AUCUAAAGGUAUCAAUGCCAGAGAGAGAGAGAGAGAGAGAUCCAUGGCGGGUGAGGUGAAGAAGAAGGGCGCCUCCCUGGGAGUGGCGUCAAAGCCCUGCGACUCGUGCCGCUCGACGCCCGCCCUCCUCUACUGUCGCGCCGACGCAGCCUACCUCUGCCGCGGCUGCGACGGGCAAGUGCACGGCGCCAACGGCCUCGCCUCUAGCCACGAGCGCGCCUGGCUGUGCGAGGUCUGCGAGAACGCCCCCGCCGCCGUCACCUGCAAGGCCGACGCCGCCGCCCUCUGCGCCGCCUGCGACGCCGACAUCCACUCAGCCAACCCCCUCGCCCGCCGCCACGAGCGCCUCCCACUGCUCCCCUUCCUCGGUCCCGCCCCCAAGCCCCUGAUCACAGCCGCUGCCACCGGACGUGGGGGCGAGGGAUCCUUCCUCUUCCGAUCCUCCUCCGACGAUGAAGCAGAAGCCGAGGCCGCCUCCUCCCUCCUUCCUCAGGAGGCCCCGGUGCUCCGGUCGGCCGCGGAGUUCUUCUUCUCUGACGCUGAUGCCUAUCUUGAUCUCGACUACGGCUUACCGUUAGACGCUAUCAAGACCGUCGCCGAACCGGAUCCGCCGUCCCUCCUCGCGUCGGAUGGUGGCUAUUUCGAUCUCAAUAUCGCCGGAUCCAAACCAGAAUCGGAUCAGUCGUUAUGCCACAGCGUGUCGUCGUCCGAGGCGGCGCUGGUGCCGGAGGUGUCGCAGGCGUCGGUGGUGGGGAUACCGUGUGAUCCGGCAGCAGCACAGGCGGACCGGGAGGCGAGGCUGAUGAGGUACCGGGAGAAGCGGAAGUGCCGGAGGUUCGAGAAGACGAUAAGGUACGCGUCGAGGAAGGCCUACGCGGAGGCGCGGCCAAGGAUCAAGGGGCGGUUCGCGAAGAGGGUGGAGGUGGAGGCGGAAGUCGGCCGGAUCUACUCAUCGGCCGCGGAGGCGGUGGCGGCCCUCAUGGCGGAGGACGACUAUGGCGUCGUGCCGUCAUUUUGAAGCGUUCGCAUGUCUCGGCAGCUUCCGAAACGAGGCUCUCCAUUGAGCUCUUCAAUGAGCGUAAUUAAUGUAGAAAUAUGUAACUUAAUAUAAGGUUUGAAAGACUUUGAUUUGGACCCCAACAACUGAUUGCUUCAGCUUAAUUUCGUGGGAUCGAGCCACGAGGGAACCUAUUACUUCAACACAUGCAUCCAAGGUGGAGUUGGUAAUUGUAUUGGAUGAGUGUAUCAACUGGUAUUUCUACUACCAUAUACACCGUGCUGUAUCCAAGCAUUUACAUCAUUCUGAAUGCUUUGCAUUUUGUACAUUAUUUGAUGUAAAAGAAUGAUACUGCCUUUUAUCUUUAUUGGAUUUUACGUUCUAUA